AUGCCUAAGGUCAGCAAUUACUCACCAGAAUAUUGUCAUCAAAUGACACCUGCUGACAACCAGCUUCAGAUCACCGACCUCCUCUUCGACUGCGACAACACUCUUGUCCUGUCUGAAGUAUUGGCCUUCAAAGCAUGUGCCAACCUCGCCAACGCCAUCCUGGAAAAACAAGGCAUCUCAGACCGGUAUACGGGCGAUCAACUGAUCAAAGACUUCGUCGGCCAAAACUUCCGCGGCAUGAUGAUGUCGAUCCAAGAGAAAUACAACUUCGUCUUGCCUCAGGACGAGCUAGAAAAGUACGUUGGCCAGGAGAUGGACGAGGUGAUCAAGAACCUGGAAGCAGAGGCCGAGGAAUGCGAGGGUGCGACGGAGCAGCUGGAGAAGCUGGCGCAGAGUGGCAAGUACCGCAUGGCGGUUGUCUCGUCGUCGGCCAAACCUCGCGUCGUGGCCAGUGUCAAGAAGGUCGGCCAGGACAAGUACUUCCCCGAUGAGCUGAUCUUCAGCGCCGCCACCAGCUUGGAGCGACCGACCACCAAGCCGGAUCCAGCCAUCUACCUGCACGCCAUGAAGGUCGUGGGUGCCAAACCCGAGAGCAGUAUUGCCGUCGAAGACAGCAAGUCGGGCGCCAUGGCUGCCAUUCGGGCCAAGAUUCACACCGUCGCCUACGUGGGGAGCUACCCUGAAGAAGAACAGGAGGAGAAGGCGGAGAUGCUGAUGGGCUUGGGUUGUGAGGCUCUCAUGCACAACUGGUCCGAGUUCCCUGAUAUCCUCAAGAAGAUUGAGCAGGCAUGA
Messenger RNA from Endocarpon pusillum Z07020, 792 nucleotides. RefSeq lists its product as uncharacterized. Lineage: Eukaryota; Fungi; Ascomycota; Eurotiomycetes; Verrucariales; Verrucariaceae. The transcript has a single exon. Bases 1 to 792 code for a protein of 263 amino acids. The record is from RefSeq and is a predicted model, not a curated record.